GCGGCGCUGCAGCAAGCGAUGGAGGAGGAGGACGAUGACGACGACGAGGAGGACGGACAGAGUCCUGGCGAUUCGGCGCGGGCGGAGGCGGCGCGGGCGGAGGCUGCGCGAGCGGAGGCGGCUCGGGCGGAGGCGGCUCGGGCGGAGGCUGCGCGGGCGGAGGCUGCGGCGCAGGCGAUUGAAGCGGAGGCGGCGAAGACGGGCCGAGCGGCGGCGGCCGCCGGAGCUGCGGAGGCGGCGGAGCCCCAGAAGGCGGACCAGAAGCCUGACCGGCGGUGCGCAGCGUGGGCGAGGGGCGGCGAGUGCGAAAAGAACCCAGGCUUCAUGCACCACCAUUGCGCGGACGCGUGCGCGGAGCUGGGGAGGGGCAAGCCGCAGGCAACGCCCGCCGCAGAGAAGGUGGCGGAGGUGGCGGAGCCGGGGCAGGAAGCGGCGUCGCAGGGAUCAGCCUCGCCCGAGCCGGCGGCAAAUGCGGCGAAGGCGGCGCCAGCGGCGGUCUCGGAGGAGUCUGGGAAGGAGGACAAGCGCUGCAAGGGUUGGUCCGACUCGGGAGAGUGCGAGAAGAAUCCCGUCUACAUGAGCAACACUUGCGCGCAGGCUUGUGCGGCGAGGAAGAAGCUCCUUGCCGAAAAGCAGCGCACCAUGCCGAGCUCGGAGUAGGCGCCGGCGAGUUAGAGUAGCCUUCUGCUUCUCGUCCCCGGCGGCCCGGUUUGGGUUUCCUCUGUCUGGGGUAUCUUGCUGUGACCUGACAACUGUGACCUCGGGUAUAGAAUUGUGUGCCGUUAGCGUGCUACCGAUACUAUAGGAAUUAUGCAGUUU
Molecule: messenger RNA, 819 nt
Organism: Emiliania huxleyi CCMP1516
Lineage: Eukaryota; Haptophyta; Isochrysidales; Noelaerhabdaceae
Exons: 1
Coding region: 19-660 (213 amino acids)
Source: RefSeq, a predicted model, not a curated record